AUGAACCCAGUGAUCCAGGAAUACGCUGCCCUAGCAGGCAGAAUCGCCCUAUUUCCGUUCACCCAUGUCUGCUACUACAUAUUUUAUGCAUCCUGGCUCGCUAUAAACUACAUCUUGGUGGUUCCUUCCACCUUAGCAUUCCAGUCGGCCAAGGUGUACCUUCCAGCGGACCUUGAUGCCAUGGACUACCAAGAACAGGCUGUUUUUGCUGGCAAGCUAGCAUUGAGAGUGGUGUUGUUUCCAGUCACUCAUGUUCUUUACUACAUUGUUUUAAGUGUGUGGCUCGUGGUGAAACACACCAUCGUGGUGCCGCUCUUGCUCAUGCUCAGAAUCACCCUCUUUGGGUUGGUAUACCUUCCACUUACGCCUGUUCUCACGGCUGUUGAUGUGGAUUAUGACCAGACUGUUUCUGUGGAAGGCCUGCUUUUGCAAUUGGUGUUCCACUCCAUUCCACACGUUGCGUUCUUUGCAUUGCACCUUCUCCACUACGUGAUCAUCGCUGCCGUCACAGGAGUCAUUGUUGGCUGGUUCACAGGGCUCAAUAUCAGUGUUGUCAGCAAGGUGCUCACGCCGCCGCCAUUGGAAGAGGCAAUUCAGGAGGAGCUCGAAAAGACCAAAGCCAAGAUGGAGGAGUUGAAGGCCCAGCUUCCCAACCUAGAGGCUCCCGUUUUGCCCAAAGUUGAGGCGCUUGUAAAGCCUGAGCCCCCAAAGCUGCCCGUCAAAGUCAAAGAGGAGCCCAGAGAGCUUUUGGUGUCCGAUCUUGUCCAGAACGAGCCUAAGCGGGUUCAACGAGGCAAGGUCGACUUUAGUGAGGGUGGAGCGGAGCAUUCCUACGAAGACGACGACGGCUACAACUUCAUGCGGUACCUCAGAGAAUCGCCCGAGCCCCGUGUGGCGACCAUCAAGGAGGAGCCUGAGGAGCCGGAGGAGGCCGAAACCGGGGAGAACUCCGAAGAGCUGAGCAGCGAGCAGGCGCUCACCAAGAGCCAGAAGAAGCGGAGGCUGAGGAAGAGAAGGGAGGCGUCCCGGCGGCUGGGGCUGGCUCUGACGCCAGGGACGGUUGAGACGGCAGCGUUCAGCGAGGACGGAGACGAGCUGUCGAGAACGGAGACGGCCGAGACGGAGGAGGCCAACGAGAAGUAG
Candidozyma duobushaemuli is the source of this 1143-nucleotide messenger RNA. RefSeq lists its product as uncharacterized. The transcript has a single exon. Lineage: Eukaryota; Fungi; Ascomycota; Pichiomycetes; Serinales; Metschnikowiaceae. The coding region runs from base 1 to 1143 and encodes 380 amino acids. The record is from RefSeq and is a predicted model, not a curated record.